Messenger RNA from Angiostrongylus costaricensis, 2559 nucleotides. The record is from the annotation of a GenBank genome assembly. NCBI's taxonomy places the organism in Eukaryota, Metazoa, Nematoda, Chromadorea, Rhabditida, Metastrongylidae.
AUGGUGAACUUCACUACCGAUGAGAUCCGAGCCCUUAUGGAUCGGAAGAAGAAUAUUCGUAACAUGUCUGUUAUUGCUCACGUCGAUCACGGGAAGUCGACCCUUACUGACUCACUCGUCUCAAAGGCCGGUAUUAUUGCCGGUGCUAAAGCUGGAGAGACUCGUUUUACUGACACCCGAAAAGAUGAGCAGGAGAGAUGUAUUACCAUUAAAUCUACUGCCAUUUCAAUGUUCUUCGAGCUUGAUGAAAAGGAUCUUAACUUUAUCAAGGGAGAGAAUCAGGUUGAAAUCACUGAGGUGGACGGCAAAAAAGGAAAAUUCAAUGGAUUCCUAAUUAAUUUGAUCGAUUCGCCUGGUCACGUGGACUUUUCCUCUGAAGUAACUGCUGCUCUCCGUGUGACUGAUGGAGCUCUUGUUGUAGUUGACUGUGUUUCUGGCGUCUGCGUCCAGACCGAGACUGUGCUCCGUCAAGCCAUUGCUGAGCGUAUAAAGCCUAUACUUUUUAUGAACAAGAUGGACCGUGCACUCCUGGAAUUGCAAUUAGGAGCUGAGGAAUUGUUUCAGACUUUCCAGCGCAUUGUAGAGAACAUUAAUGUCAUCAUUGCUACUUAUGGUGAUGAUGAAGGCCCGAUGGGCCCCAUUAUGGUUGAUCCGUCUGUAGGAAAUGUAGGGUUCGGUUCCGGUCUUCACGGAUGGGCCUUUACUCUAAAGCAGUUCGCUGAGAUGUACGCCGACAAAUUCGGAGUUCAGGUGGAUAAGUUGAUGAAGAACCUUUGGGGUGAUCGUUUCUUCGAUAUGAAAACGAAAAAGUGGAGCUCGACCCAAACUGAAGGCUCAAAGAGAGGAUUUAAUCAAUUUGUACUGGACCCUAUUUUCAAGGUCUUCGAUGCAAUUAUGAACGUGAAAAAAGAACAGGUCGAUGAUCUGGUUGUCAAACUCGGCAUUAAGCUCGCGCAUGAUGAGAAAGAUCUUGAGGGCAAGCCUCUAAUGAAGGUGUUCAUGAGGAAGUGGCUACCUGCUGGAGACACUAUGUUGCAAAUGAUUUGCAUCCAUUUGCCUUCUCCUGUCACCGCUCAGAAAUACAGGAUGGAGAUGCUUUAUGAGGGUCCUCAUGACGAUGAAGCAGCUGUUGCAAUUAAGAAUUGUGAUCCCAACGGGCCUCUGAUGAUGUACGUUUCGAAGAUGGUACCCACCUCCGACAAGGGGCGUUUUUAUGCAUUUGGGCGUGUGUUUUCUGGAAAAGUCGCUACCGGAAUGAAAGCACGUAUCCAAGGACCAAAUUAUGUUCCUGGAAAGAAAGAGGACCUAUACGAGAAAACUAUCCAAAGGACAAUUCUUAUGAUGGGACGUUAUAUCGAACCUAUCGAGGAUAUUCCAUCCGGAAACAUCGCAGGUCUUGUGGGUGUCGAUCAGUAUCUCGUCAAAGGAGGUACAAUAACCACUUUCAAAGAUGCUUACAACAUGCGUGUGAUGAAGUUCUCCGUGUCACCUGUUGUGCGUGUUGCCGUCGAAGCCAAGAAUCCCGCUGACCUACCGAAACUGGUUGAAGGACUGAAACGCCUUGCGAAAUCUGAUCCAAUGGUGCAAUGUAUUUUCGAGGAAUCCGGUGAGCACAUCAUCGCCGGUGCUGGAGAGCUUCAUCUUGAAAUAUGUCUGAAGGAUCUUGAAGAAGACCAUGCUUGCAUCCCAUUAAAAAAGUCCGACCCCGUUGUAUCAUAUCGAGAGACAGUUUCAGAAGAAUCCAGUCAAGUUUGUCUGUCGAAAUCACCAAACAAGCACAACCGUCUUCAUGCCACUGCAAAACCUAUGCCCGACGGUUUAGCCGAUGAUAUUGAGAACGGAACUGUCAACGCACGAGAUGAGUUCAAGGCUCGUGCCAAGAUUCUUGCUGAAAAGUAUGAUUAUGAUGUUACUGAGGCUCGUAAAAUCUGGUGCUUUGGUCCCGACGGAACAGGCCCCAAUAUUCUGGUCGACGUCACUAAAGGAGUUCAAUAUCUGAAUGAAAUUAAAGAUUCGGUCGUUGCUGGAUUCCAGUGGGCAACCAGGGAAGGAGUGUUGGCUGACGAACACAUGCGGGGAAUUCGGUUCGAUAUCCAGGAUGUGACACUUCAUGCUGACGCAAUCCAUAGGGGAGGCGGUCAGAUAAUUCCCACUGCUCGCCGUGUCAUCUAUGCUUCCGUGCUUACUGCUGCUCCUCGCCUCCUUGAGCCAGUCUAUCUCGUUGAGAUCCAGUGCCCUGAGGUUGCGGUCGGUGGUAUCUAUGGUGUGCUCAAUCGUCGAAGAGGACACGUGUUUGAGGAGUCUCAAAUUGCUGGAACUCCUAUGUUUGUCGUUAAAGCUUACCUGCCUGUAAACGAGUCAUUCGGUUUCACUGCCGAUUUGCGUUCAAAUACUGGUGGCCAGGCUUUCCCACAGUGUGUGUUCGACCAUUGGCAAGUUUUACCUGGAGACCCUCUUGAGGCUGGAACGAAGCCUAAUCAAGUCGUCAUUGAGACAAGGAAACGUAAAGGCCUCAAAGAGGGCGUGCCAGCUCUCGACAACUACCUUGACAAACUGUAA